AUGAGCGAGUACGGUGAUCCCGGGACCCUAGAGGAAGAUAUUCCUGGCAGGAGAAAGAAGGUCAAGCAAAAUGAGCUUGAAAUUGAGGGAAUAGAAUAUGAAUCUGAUUCAUCGCUUGAAGAUUACCAAAAUGAUGAUAAAGAAAAGGCUUCUGAAGAUCAUUCGGAUGAUGAUAUGUUCAGCGAUAGCAGCGAAAGAGGUAAGCCACAGAAGAACAGAUUAGAUAAGGAAGGAGUUGAAUUGUUAAAUAUGAACAAUUUCGAAAAGGAAGAGGGUCUUGAAGAUUAUGACGACGAAAAAUUUAUAGAUUCUGAUGCUAAUACAAUAGAAAGACAGUUGAGCCAAGGAGAAUUAGAUUACUUCAAUUAUCCUGAAGAGGCGGAUUUGAAGCAAAUACAGAAAGGGAAAACUUUCAAUCCAAAAUUGGAAGCUUUCAAUUUAAGAGAUGAGUCGAAAGAAGGAAAUUUUGAUAUAGAUGGGAACUUCAUUCGAAAUAAGCAAGAAAAGAGAGAUCAAUCUGAAGAUGAUGAUGAUGUCUGGUAUAAUGACUACAAAGAGACAGAUAUAUUAAAAGCGAGAAAGGCACAGUUGGAAAGAUACAAAGCGCAGAAGGAAAAGAGAUUGGAAGGUACAAAGAAAUAUGCUGACAUUGGCACCCUUUUGGUUGAACUACUUGAAGUUCUUCAACCUGCAGAGACCCCUUUAGAAGCAUUAGCAAGGAUAGCACCUAAAAAGAAAUCGAAAAAGCGAUAUGAAUUGACGGAAGCUGACAAAGGUAAGAAAGCGGUCAUCUUGAAAGUUACUGAGAUAUGUGAAUCAUUAUCAAGGGAUAAGUCUAUUGAUGAUAUCUAUUCUUUGAGCCGAGAAGAACUUAUGCGAUUAUAUAAACAGGAAACCGGAGAAGAAUACUCCUCUUAUAGAGGGAAGAAGAGACGAAUAGAUGACGAAGAUGAAGACGAUGAUAACAAAGAAGACAAAGAAGAAAUAGAUUAUGGAGAAAAGGUAUGGGAGUUUAAAUGGAAUGAAGACAACGUCAUCAAUGGACCCUAUUCGAGCUACGAAAUGUCUCAUUGGAAAGAUACUUAUUUCGAGAAUAAUGUUUUAGUGAAAAGAAUAGAUCAAUCUGAAUUCGUUCCAAUCGAUAAUAUUACAUUUAAUGAUUAA
Messenger RNA from Priceomyces carsonii, 1164 nucleotides. Its product is annotated as U5 snRNP complex subunit. The record is from RefSeq and is a predicted model, not a curated record. Bases 1 to 1164 code for a protein of 387 amino acids. NCBI's taxonomy places the organism in Eukaryota, Fungi, Ascomycota, Pichiomycetes, Serinales, Debaryomycetaceae. Gene Ontology annotation, molecular function: protein binding. Gene Ontology annotation, cellular component: U5 snRNP. The transcript has a single exon.